AUGGCUCCUCCUCCACGCUUGCGAAUCCUGUCCGUGGGUGGCAAUGCGAUUUCGGCCUUUUUGUCCUGGCGACUUCAGGCGACAACCUCCUGCGAUGUGACUCUGGUCUGGAAAGCCGGCUUUGAAGCUGUCUCUCAAUAUGGUGUCUCAUUCAAAUCGAAAGCUUUUGGCAAUGAGCGGUUCAAACCCCGUCAUGUGGUCCGCAAUCCUGAAGAUGCCUCAUCCCGUGAAAACGCCUACGACUAUGUCAUCCUUUGUGUAAAAGCCCUCCCCGACGUCUACGACCUGGCUGCGGUCAUCGAAUCUGUGGUCACUCCUCAACACACCUGCAUCCUCAUCAACACCACGAAUACCAUUGGCAUCGAAACACAUCUGGAGCAACGCUACCCAACCAACGUCGUCCUCUCCCUCGUGUCCUCGGUGGAAAUCUCCCAAACCGGCCCGAGCGAGUUUGAGCAUCUGAGUUCCAGCGCAAUCUAUGUGGGCGCUACCAACAAGCAAUCCGCCAUCCCGACUUCCAUUCAAAACGAUAUGGCGGGCGCAUUAGCGAUGACUUUAAAUUCGGGACAAGUCGACUGUAAGGUCUCGGAUAAUAUCAGACAGGAGCAGUUUGAGCGAAUGAUUGGCCCGAUCGCGUUCCAUCCCGCCAGCGUGUUGUUUGAAACCCCCAGCCUAGCACAACUCUUGGAAAAAGUCGGGGUUCGACAAUUGGUGACGGGCGUCAUUGAUGAGCUGCUCGAGCUCGCCUCGGCGCAGGGCUGCUCAUUUCCGAGCGAUUUCCGCCAAAAAACGAUCGAGAAGAUGACUGCGUCCGAAGCCCCGAUGACCAUGUAUCAGGACUUCCAGGCUCGGAGGCCUAUGGAAGUCGAGACCUUCCUCGGGUCGCCCAUCAAACUGGCUAUCGAAUCCAACGUCCGUGUGCCCCGGAUCGAAGCCAUGUACGCCAUGCUCCACCACGCCAAUAUUGUGAAUCAGACCAAGCCUCGACAAGGGGAUUCCCCGCCUGCAUCGAUCAUAGGCCACCCGCCUCCCCGAUUGUCCUCUGCGCCGCCGCAACAACGGCCACCGCCACCGAUGAACGGUGCUGCUAUGCGAUCGAGCCGAACGAAUUCAAGCAUGGGCAUUCCCCAGCAGCGACGCGGGCCACCACCAGGUAUGAUGCCGCGACCGCCGGGUGGGCCGCUACUGCCUCCGGGCAACCGUGUCUCGCGCGAUCCGUCAAUGGAGGGCCUGGAAGAGUUCAGCCAUCUGGUCGUUUACGAUGAUGCGGAGGGUGGCUUCUCCCACCAAAAUGGCAGCAAUGGGUACCCCGACGCGAGCCCUGGCCCUGCUGCCGCUGAUUUGGCUUUGAGAGAGCGCGAACUGGCCCUUCGCCAGCGUGAGCUGCAAGUACGGGAACAGGAGAUGGGCAUGCGACGGGGCCUACCCCGCCGUGGACCCCCUCCCAGAGCAGCGGCCUUUGACGAGGAGGAUGAAGAUUAUUUCGACCCAAUGGAUACCAUGGCGAUUCCUCACAUUGAUCCAGACAACGUCGAUAUGAUGAGUAUUACCUCCCGUCGCGCAAGAAAGGCCCCGAGUGCCAGUCAGAUACGCAAAAACCCCGAGUUCGCCUCCGGCGGCCCUCCGAGCAGCCGGCCCUCGUCGUCGGCUUUUGGUCGAUACUUCGGCAGGAAACGCCCGACCGAUCGCGCCAUGCAGGAAAUUCCGGGUCUCCACGACUCUCUCAUGGAUAACCCGAUGAUGAGCUACUCGUCUAACAGAUACGGAGCCGUCGACCGCAACCAGCUACACGCGGACUCGCGCGCCAACUCCCUCACAACGAGCCACAUGGGUGAUUUCCCGCCACGUCCCUACCCGACCAGCCGACGGAACAGUCAGUCCCCCGCGACGCCGUUUGGGGGACCGGGCGGUCCACCCGGUCCCCGAAUGAGCCGCCCUGUCACCGCCCACGACCCGAAUCUCGGACCCCCUGGUGGACCUCAUAACGGCCAGCCGUCCCCCCCUGGCAACAUGCGUACCCCCGUCCCUCGGUAUCCGCCAGGACCCGGCCAUGCGAUGGGACCGCCGCAAGUUGAGCAACACUAUGGGGUGAGCAAACAGUAUCCCGCCAAAGGCCCUCCCAAGAACAAGAGUCUGACCGGAAGUGCGAGCGCCAGCGCGGAGAGUGGUGAUAGUGGAGCCAGUGCCAACCUGGAUUCCGAAGCAUCAGCUCACAGCAGCCAGGUGAGCCUCGGCGGCCAGCAAGCCGUUGCGGCGCCCGUUCGCUGA
Molecule: messenger RNA, 2268 nt
Organism: Penicillium alfredii
Lineage: Eukaryota; Fungi; Ascomycota; Eurotiomycetes; Eurotiales; Aspergillaceae
Product: ketopantoate reductase family protein
Exons: 5
Coding region: 1-2268 (755 amino acids)
Cellular component (GO): cytoplasm
Molecular function (GO): oxidoreductase activity
Source: RefSeq, a predicted model, not a curated record